Messenger RNA from Rhinocladiella mackenziei CBS 650.93, 420 nucleotides. RefSeq lists its product as uncharacterized. NCBI's taxonomy places the organism in Eukaryota, Fungi, Ascomycota, Eurotiomycetes, Chaetothyriales, Herpotrichiellaceae. The coding region runs from base 1 to 420 and encodes 139 amino acids. The record is from RefSeq and is a predicted model, not a curated record. The transcript has a single exon.
AUGACAAAACAAAGACCGUCUGGUGCCACCAAGCGAGAAGCAUUUCAAGACUGGUUGAAAGAACCUGCUCAUUCGUCUGCUCUUCUUGUCCAUGGAAACUCGGAUUCGACAUACUUUUGCUCGCCGUUGUCAUAUCUCUACGCACAGAUAGCUCAAACUUACGCCGAACAGGAUGGAAUGGUCGUCAUAAGCUCCCAUUGCAGUCUUCAUACCCAACUACGCGACCGACGCGCGAUUGCCGCAGCCCUCCUACGGCAACUGGUCGGACAGCUGCUCUCGCACAAAAACCUACGAGCGCGUCCUUUCGACCUGUCCUUGACGGAAACGAAUCAAGAAGAUCAAAACCAAGAUACAUUCCAGCUGUGUAAACUCUCCAAGGAACUUAUUGGUCGACUUCUGCCCUUUAAUCUCUUCUGCUGA